Solea senegalensis (Senegalese sole) is the source of this 2048-nucleotide messenger RNA. RefSeq names its product PHD finger protein 6 (gene phf6). Bases 159 to 1247 code for a protein of 362 amino acids. NCBI's taxonomy places the organism in Eukaryota, Metazoa, Chordata, Actinopteri, Pleuronectiformes, Soleidae. The transcript is spliced from 11 exons. The record is from RefSeq and is a predicted model, not a curated record. Gene Ontology annotation, cellular component: nucleus.
GUGGGUCUUGUUCGGUACGUCACAGCUAGCUUGAUUCCAGUGUGAAAAACACACGAUCACUUGUGAAGGACGGAAAGAAGCACGGUCGCUGCCCGGCACCCUUUCCCAUCUUUAGUGGCAUCGCUUGUGUUUCGUGUUGAUCUGAGCAGCCUUUGACCAUGUCAGGACAGAAGAAAGGAGCUGCAGCACGACUGUCGAAAUGUGCCUUCUGCAGAACCAGCCGAGACAAGGAGUGCGGACAGUUGCUGAAGUCGGACAGCCAGACAUUGGCAGCCCACCACAAGUGCAUGCUUUUCUCCUCUGCGCUGGUCACAUCUCCCGCAGACAACGACAACAUCGGAGGAUUUUCCAUCGAUGACGUGAAGAAGGAGAUCAAGAGAGGGAAUAAACUGAUGUGUUCUUCAUGUCACCGGCCGGGCGCAACGAUCGGCUGUGACGUGAAAACGUGCCGAAGGACGUAUCACUAUUACUGCGCUUUGAAGGACAAAGCUCAGAUCAAAGAGAAUCCCUCACAAGGAAUUUACAUCGUUUACUGUCGCAAACACAGAGAUGCUUCUCAAGAUGGCAUUCAAGAUGACGAUGAAGGCGUGGCCAAUGAUUCGGACUCGUCACCUCCACAAAGCAGGGGCAGAGGUCGGUUUGAGAAGGUGAGAGCCAAAGCAGGAUCUCGUGGCCAGUCAGAAGAAACUCGCUCCACCUCCUCACAGGCUGCGGACGAAGAGAGCUCUUCUCACCGGGACAGGUCACCUCUUCGGUCCAGCCCAGGAGACGGCGGCCAGCGCUGUGGCUUUUGUCAUGCCGGCGAGGAAGAGAACGUAACGAGGGGCAUGCUUCACACUGACAACUCCAAAAAAGUGGCUGCACACUACAAGUGCAUGCUGUUUUCUUCGGGCACGGUCCAGCUGACCACCACAUCGCGGGCUGAGUUUGGAAACUUCGACGUGAAAACAGUCAUCCAGGAAAUAAAGAGAGGGAAAAGAAUGAAAUGUACUCUGUGCUCUCAGUUGGGUGCUACCAUUGGCUGUGAAAUCAAAGCGUGUGUGAAGACCUACCACUAUCACUGUGGCCUGCAGGACAAAGCCAAGUACAUCGAAAACAUGGCGCGCGGCAUCUACAAACUAUACUGUAAGAACCACAGUGGCAAUGAAGAGAGAGAUGAGGAAGAUGAAGAACGAGAGAAUCGCAGUAGAGAGAGGGCAGCUAACAACCAUGGAGGAACACCAUCGACACAAGUGAACGGCAACUAGGUUCUGAUGUGACUUCGGGAGAAAACUGAAGAACUCAAAGACGAGGGAGAUAUUUUUUAUACUAACUUUUAGCCAACUCACAAAGCGUGGUUUAAAAGCUCCCACGAGUCCUUCACAUAAUUUCUUCCAGUCAAUGGACACGAUGUCCUGAUGAGCACCAGGCGUCUUCUCCAUGAAACCCUGUUCUGAGCUUUCUACAGACUGGUGGUACCGAGCAGAGCACGAAGCUGCUGCCGCAAACUGAAAAAGCAACGGCCGACCUUUCACAAGAGUCCGUCGCGGGCAUAGUUUCAAAUCCAUGUAUUAUUGCCGCAGUCAAGAGCUGAUGUUUUGAAUUUCACUCAGUGCCCAUGUCCCCACAGAUUACAUGACCCACACUUGCUGAAAAUUGGUACCUUCGUCCUCUUCCUUAGCUUCUGAAGGACUCACUUUUAAGAGCAGUCUGUUUGUUACUAGUCUCUAUGAAGUUGUGCCGUUUGAUUACCUUGUUUCUGUAAUCAUGUCUUAAGAAUACUCUUUUCAUGUUAGCCUUUCUUUCUUGAUAUGUAAUAUUUUGCUACUGUAUUAUUAUCACCAUGAGUAAUUUUGAAUAUCUGGAUUUUGGACAGUCACUAUUCCAAGUUUUGCCAGCAUGCAUAUGGAUUUACCAGCUGUUAUAGGAGGCAUUUUUUAUUUAGCUACUAAGGAGCAAAGUAGAGCUCUUUAGAAGAGUUGGCUUGACUUUGUUUGAUGUACUGUUACUUGUAUCUCAGCAAAUGUAUCCAUGGACGAUUGGAAACAGAAAAUAUUUUAUUUUACACA